Messenger RNA from Hemiscyllium ocellatum (epaulette shark), 3443 nucleotides. RefSeq names its product TRAF family member-associated NF-kappa-B activator-like. Bases 628 to 2112 code for a protein of 494 amino acids. The record is from RefSeq and is a predicted model, not a curated record. Gene Ontology annotation, biological process: canonical NF-kappaB signal transduction. The transcript has 10 exons. NCBI's taxonomy places the organism in Eukaryota, Metazoa, Chordata, Chondrichthyes, Orectolobiformes, Hemiscylliidae.
UUCGAUGUGGCCUAAUGGGGCACUUGUAUUGUCGGGCCCAAGCCAGGCCCACGUGUGUCGCCGGCCUUGAUUUAGAGAGCGCGGGUUGCAUGGAUCUGUAUUCAGGACAGGGCCGGGCAGGAGAGGAGAGGGAGCCCCGGCCACAGUCGCCGUGUUUCCUUCCUCCUCGGUUUACGGCGGGGUGUCGAAGGCAGUGAGGAAGACGGAAGUCAGGCGGCGCUGAGGACGGGGAUUCCCCGCCGGGAACUUCCGAACUCUCCGCCUCGAGCGCAGCGCCGGGCCGCAGCCAAUGAGCGGAGCGGGUACAAACCAAUAACGGCCGAGGGAGCGGCGCGAGCGGGGCGCAGGGGCUUCGGUUUGAUCGGUGAGUGUGGCUCAGGGAGCGGUUACUCGGAGCCCCGGGCCUCAGGGUGGCCGUCACUGCAAUUCCAGGAUUGAUGGAUGUGCUGUUACUGGUUAGGCCAGCAUUUGUUGUUUAUUCAUCAUUCCCCUUGAGAAAGCAGUGGUGAACCACCUUCUUGAACCACUGAAGAUCAUGAGAUAGAUGCACCCAUAAUGCUGCUAGGAAGAGAGUUCUGGGAUUUUUGAGCCAAUGGCAGUAAAAGAAUGGCAAAAUACUGAAUCGGAAUGAUAUUUUGUGUUCGUAAUAUUGAUUUAGUAAAUAUGGAUAAAAAUAAUCUCGGAGAGCAGCUCAACAGAGCAUUUGAAGCUUAUCGUCAGGCAUGCAUGGAGAGAGACAACAUCAAAAAAGUAUCAGAACAAAAGAUUUACGAGUUAGAGCAAGAACUGGCAAUAAAAGAUCAAACCAUUACAAAAUUACAAUUGCAGUCUGCUUCUGCCACCCCCAGAGGCAACAUUCCUGGACAAGCUCAGUGUCUGAACCCUUGGCCACAGAGUGACUUGCUGACAGUGAGAAGAAAUGAGGCACAACACCUAGUAACAUGUGAUUCACCAAAUGAAUUGCUAGUAGCAUUAGAAAGGGAAAGACACUGCAAGGAAAGGUUAACAACUGAAAAUAGUAGGUUGGAAGAACAGAUAAAAGAUUAUCAGCAAAAGCUAAAAGAACUUAAAAAAAGCAUUGAAGAAAAAGAUGAAGAAUUCAGACAACUGAGAAAUGAAUUAAUAGAGCACACUGACUUCUUCAGUCAUGGUAAACAGCUCUACUGUAAACCAGAGUCAAAGGUAAACCGAAAGAUGGCUGAAUCAUCAUCAAAGACUGCUGUUCCUCUGACAGGGACUGAUCAUCCUCUGUACAAAGAGAGGUUGGACUUUGCUUUUCAGGAGAUUUGUCAAGAAUUUAAACAACUAUCUGCCUUAACAAAGAAACAAACGGAACUUCUGAGUAAAUAUAACUACAGCAAAGAAGUGAUAAAUAUGCCAUUCUCAAUGCCUAUACAGUGUACAGACGAAGGAGAGCAAGAACAUGUAGAAGAACAUUUUGUUGGCAAGGACAAAAGUGUAUCUAAAAGCUCUGCUGUGUACAGAAUACAACAGAAACAUCUUCAAGUAGUUGAGUCUCUGUCUGAACUAGAUAUCAGAUUCCCGCCUUCUGAUAAUGACUAUGAUUUCCUAAACAGUGCACCAGAAAAACCAAGACCAAAAACUGCUUUUGAAGAUCCCAUACGUAAAGUUGAUGAAGCGCUUAUGCAAGGUGAUAUCCAGGACUUGAAAGAUAAGAAUAGGGAAGAAUGCACUUUAUUUGAAACAUUUCCUGUGGGACCAACUAAUAAGACAAAACCCAACCCUUUUGGUGAUGAGCAAGGAAAGAUUGCAAACAUUAAUACUUCUGUAGGUACUGCAGUUGAUAACAGCACAUUGAGAAGUCCUCCAAGCCCCUCAUUUCUUCAACCUUCUAAGUCUUUUCCAAAUGCUGAAUCUCAUCAAAUGAUUUCAACAGAACCAACAGUGAUCAGAGGUCCGCAACAUCCUGUGUGGUAUCCAUACCACAAUAAAGAGGGUGAAUUACUGCAUCAAGCAUCCAAAGACUCUGACCCGGACCUAAACUCCAAAACCUGUGAAUUCUGUCAGGAAGUCUUCCCAGCAGGCACCAAAGCUAAGGAAGACUUCCUCAGGCAUCUUAAUUCACACUUUAUUGCUAAAAAUGGAUUUUAAUGCUUGUACAUUUCCACAGUGAGAUGAAUCAUAAAAUUCCCUACAGUGUAGAAGCAGGUCAUUCGGUCUGUCAAGUCCAACCCUCUGCAGAUUGUCCCAUCCUGCACAGAGUAUCCCAUUCAGACCCACCCUAGCCCUGUAAAUCUGCAUUUUCCAUGGCUUGUCUGCAUGUCCCUGGACACUGUGGGCAGUUUAGUAUGGCCAAGCCAUCUAACGUGCACAUCUUUGGACUGUGGGAGGAAACCGGAGCACCCAGAGGAAACCUACACAGAUACUGAGUGAAUGUGCAAACUCCACACAGACAGUCACCUGAGACUGGAAGCGAUCCUGGGACCCUGGCACUGUGAGGAAGUAGUGCUAACCACUGAGCCUCUAUGCCACCCCUGAAGGAGCCUGCCAUAUGAACCUAACAUGAUUUGAAGAUAGCAGUUGUUUGUGUGAAAUUGUAAUUAUCAAAAGGAUGUUUGUAAAGGCUAAAACAAUAACAUUUUUUGUUAAAUAUGUUCAGUUGUUUACAAAGCAUAUCGAGUUAAUAAUCGUUUUCAGCAUAUGUACUAAUGAAAGUUAAUUUGAAGCCAAUAAUCCUAUUGUAAGAGGACCAUUGUGUAAACUGGAAUUUUAUAUUUUCUAAUUGCAGUAUUAAAAAUGAACAGAUCAGUGGAAUUCUAGUAUUUAAAAGCCAAUGGAUUGGAUAGAGUCAUUGUUAUAAACACUGCAAUUGUGUUACACUUAUUCUGAAGAAUUGUGUAAGGUUGCAUCUUUCUUUGAUUUUACAUGUGCUACGAUUUCUGGUAACUUUUUAUAUUUUUUCACCUAGUAUCAACACCAAAACAUAUCAUUAUUCCAGUUGAAGGUUUGGAGCACCAAGUCAUGCUCACAUGUUUUUUUGUGCUUCAAAUUUCCCAACAAAUAAGAAUUAAUCUUUUUAGUAUUUCCAAAUACCUAUAAUAUUUUAAGAUAAUAAUAUGAUUUGUUUAAAAUGUGACUAAUUUUCCUCCAGAAAAAGCAUUCAGACUGAGAUGCAAAAAUAUGUAAUCUAACCCACAUUGGUCUCUUAAUUUUUUAUAUUGUGCAAUUUUUACUGUUCGUUGGAUUUUUUUGUGGACUUAAAGUUGGAUUCUUCAUUAGCAAUCAGUUUUAAUUCCUUGACUACUAUGAAAAUGUUGUCAGCUUAAUAUCCUGUCUAUGUUCAUUGGAAUCAUAUAGGCUAUCUCCAUGUAGGUUAUCUCAGUUGUUAAUCUGGUUGCAGACAAAUGUGUUCUAUUCUUCUUGUGUAUAAUUACUUUCACGUGUUGCAAAGUCAUCUUUUAACAGUAAGAAAUCAAGAAAGU